This is a messenger RNA of Perognathus longimembris pacificus (Pacific pocket mouse), 6575 nucleotides long. It is a transcript of the gene Malrd1, whose product is annotated as MAM and LDL receptor class A domain containing 1. Gene Ontology annotation, cellular component: membrane. The record is from RefSeq and is a predicted model, not a curated record. The transcript is spliced from 40 exons. Lineage: Eukaryota; Metazoa; Chordata; Mammalia; Rodentia; Heteromyidae. Gene Ontology annotation, molecular function: protein binding. Bases 1 to 6447 code for a protein of 2148 amino acids.
AUGUUCUUCUGCCUGGCCAGAAUGUUGGCAUUUCCAAUGAAGGAACCAUUUUGCUUCCUUUGGGUUGCUUAUGUUUUCAUUUUUCCACUUGGUCUGCGAGGAACCGAAGCUUUUCAAUGUGGCAAUGGAGUUUCCUUGCCCCCUGACAAUGUGUGUGACUUCAUGGAUCAGUGUGGGGACAACAGUGAUGAACAGCAAUGUGCAAAUUAUGAAAGAUGCGAUUUUGAGGAUGGCCUCUGCAAUAUGAAACAAGAUGAAAACCUGCAACUUAGUUGGGCCAAAAAAAAUGGGGAGACUGGUCCUUCACCUCCAUUUUCUGAUCACAAAGGUGACAUAUCAGCCUACUUCCUCUCACUGGUAUCCAGAGUGGAUUCUCCUUCCUCAAUUUUAAGGAGCAGAGUUUUUCUUCCCACAGAUGGUCAGCAUGUUUGUCAGAUUACAUUUUAUGAUUUCUUCAGUCACCUGAGUGGCAAACUGCUGGUAGGUCUUCAAACUAGGUGUGGCAGUCCUGUUCAACAUGUAUGGCAAAACACAGCUGGGUUACAAAAUCAAUGGAAAAGAAAUGUCAUCACAAUCCAGAGCUCACAGAAAUUUCAGGUUGUUUUUCAAGGUCAAAUGAUUGAAAAUUAUGAACAGGAUGAAGUCAUUGCUAUUGAUGAUAUAUCUUUUGGGAUAAGUUGCUUGCCUGCAGAUGAUGAGAUGUUACCAUGUCAGGAAGCAUCAAAUAAUGAGCAAGAACUAUGCCACCCACAUGUGGAUCUCUGCAAGUUUGAGUCUACAGAUCGACAAAUGAGGUUGUGUGAGGUCUGUGGAUUUGAUGUGGACACAUGUGACUGGGCUUCGGAGGAUUUCUCUGGGAAAGCUUCCUGGAUUCGCACAAAAGCAAAUGAGGUCCCUGAAGUAGCAUUUGCACCACAAGUGGAUCAAAGCGGCAAUGAGGAAGGUUUCUAUUUAUGGAUGGGGGCCAAGAGUGCUUUAAACAGUCAGGCUUAUCUACACAGCUCUGUGUGUCACUGCUUCGCCAAGAAGUGCCAUCUCCAAUUCCAUUACUCCAUGGAAAACAGUGUUCUGCGAGUAGGUUUGCAUACUAAUAAGGAUGAAGCAACAUUUUGGACAUACAAUACAUCAACUCACAGAAAAUGGGUAAAAGCUGAUGUGUUAAUACCAGAAGAAUUGAAGACAUUUCAGAUUGUUUUUGAAGGUGUUAUUUUGAGCCCGAGCAGUUUUAUUGGGCUUGAUCAAAUAUGGGUCUAUGCUUGUGGACACAACAACUCCAGACACAAUUGCUUUGUGGAUGAAUUUUCUUGUGCCAGUGGCCAAUGCAUUGCCCAAGAACCACCCUGUGACCCUCAGCAGGACUGCUAUGAUGGAGAUGAUGACGACAUAGUAACUUUUUCAAAUUAUCUCAACUGUGACUUUGAGGCUGGGGUCUGCGGCUGGAAACCAUUUCUCAAAGAAGAUUCACACUGGGAGCUGGUGACAGAACUGAGCAAUGGAGAGCACCAUUUCCCAAAAGCUGAUCACACAACAACCACAGAUCGUGGAUCAUUUAUUUCUUUUUGGUCAUAUCAACCCCCUGCAAUUGCUAGGCUUGGAAGUCCUACCCUUAUCAAACUGCUCACAGCCUCUCCUCCAUGUCAGGUGCAGUUUUGGUAUCAUUUGUCUGAGCAUGCAUAUCUGUCAGUUUUCACAAGAACAUCUCUUGAAGGUGAUUUGCAAAAGCAAGGGGAAGUCAUAGGAUUUUCUGAAUCUGACUGGAGUCAAGCAACAAUUGAUCUUUCUAUGAAUGCUGGAGAAGCUACUCGGCCUUUCCAGUUAAUUUUAGAAGCUACAGUUUUGUCAUCAAAUGCUAUCAUUGCUGUAGAUGACAUCAGUGUCUCCCAGGAGUGUGAAAUUUCCUGUAAGUCACUCCCAGGCACCAGCACACAAAAUGCAGUUUCCAAUUGUGAUUUUGAAGCAAACAGCUGUGGUUGGUUUGAAGCAAUUGGUGGUGACCAUUUUGAUUGGCUGUGGGGUUCCCCAACUGAUCUUCCUGCUGAGUUUGAACACCAGGCCCCUCGUCGGGAUCAUACCCACAACACAGCCCAAGGGCAUUUCAUGUUCAUUUUGAAGAACAGCAGCAGCUUGUCUCAAGUUGCUAAGCUCCAGAGCCCAACGUUCAGCCAGACAGGUUCUGGAUGCACGCUUUUCUUCUGGUUUUAUAACUAUGGCCUGUCCGUUGGAGCAGCUGAACUACAGCUACAUGUGGAAAACUCCAGUGACUCCACAGCCAUCUGGCGAGUGUUAUAUAACCAGGGCCACCAGUGGUCCCAGGCAGCAGUUCAGCUAGGGCGCCUCACCCAGCCCUUCUACUUGUCACUAGAAAAAGUCAGCCUUGGCAUUUAUGAUGGGGUCUCAGCUAUUGAUGAUAUCAGAUUUGAAAACUGUAUGCUUCCUACUCCGUCUGAAAGCUGCGAGGAGCCAGAUCACUUCUGGUGUCGACAUUCCAAGGCUUGUGUAGAAAAGCUUCAGUUGUGUGACCUGGUCGAUGACUGUGGUGAUGGAACUGAUGAGGAUGACUGUGCGCCCGAACUGCAGUGUGACUUUGAAAAUGGACUGUGUAACUGGGAACAAGAUACGGAAGAUGACUUUGAUUGGACCAGGAACCAGGGUUCUACUACCACACUGAACACAGGACCAAUGAAGGACAACACUUUGGGCACCACUAAAGGACACUACCUCUACAUAGAAUCUUCGGAGCCGCAGGAUUUUCAGAACCGUGCUUCCCUCCUCAGCCCAAUUCUGAAUGCCACAGCUCCAAGGGGCUGCACCUUCCGCCUGUUCUACCACAUGUUUGGAAAGCACAUCUACAGACUCGCCAUUUACCAGCGAAUCUGGAGCAAUUCGAGGGGGAAACUGCUGUGGCAGAUAUUUGGGGAUCAAGGAAACAGAUGGAUAAGGAAACUUCUCAAUAUUUCCAGCAGAAACCCCUUUCAGAUUUUGGUGGAAGCUUCAGUAGGAGAUGGUUUCACUGGAGACAUUGCAAUCGAUGAUUUGUCAUUCUUGGACUGCACACUCUACCAAGGUAAUUUGCCAGUGGAUAUCCCAACUCCAUCAAAACCUUCGGUUCCAGUUACAUUACCUCCACAUAAUUGCUCAGACAAUGAAUUUGUCUGCAGGUUGGAUGGUCACUGUGUUGGAAAAAUUCAGACGUGUGACUUCAGGUAUGACUGCCCUGACAAAUCAGACGAAUUAUCCUGUGUUACAGACGUUUGCACAUUUGAAAAAGGUAACCUUUGUAAAUGGUACUGGCCAGUCUCUGCAAAUAUAUUUCAAGACUCAAAUACCUUCAGGUGGGGACUUGGUAGUGGAGAAAGUAUUCAUCUUGGAGAGGAAAAGCACAGGCCAUCAGUAGAUCAUACAAAAAAUACCACAGAUGGCUGGUACCUGUAUGCGGAUAGUUCUAAUGGGAAAUUUGGUGACAUUGCUGAUAUCUUGACUCCUGUCAUCUCACUCACUGGACCAAAGUGUACCUUGGUGUUUUGGACUCAUAUGAAUGGUGCCACAGUGGGCUCUCUCCAGGUACUCACCAGGAAAGGCAAUGAUACUUCUAAAGUAUGGGCUCAAACUGGACAGCAAGGUGCACGGUGGAAAAAAGUAGAAGUAUUUUUAGGCACUCAUUCCUUCACAGAGAUUAUCUUCAGGGCAAAGCGUGGUGUUAGUUACAUAGGAGACGUAGCAGUGGAUGAUGUUUCCUUUCAAGAUUGUUCCCCUUUACUAAUCCCAGAAAGAAGCUGUACUGCUCAAGAAUUUAUGUGUGCUAAUAAGCACUGCAUUGCCUUGGACAGACUGUGCGACUUCGUGAAUGACUGUGCUGACCACUCAGAUGAGACCCCCUUCAUCUGCGGGACCUCCAGGGGGCGCUGUGAUUUUGAAUUUGACCUGUGCUCCUGGAAGCAGGAUCAGGAUGAUGACUUUGACUGGAGUCUGAAAGCUAGCAGCCUCCCAACUACAAGUUCAGAGCCAGCAGUUGACCAUACCUUGGGAAAUUCAUCGGGACAUUACAUAGUUAUAAAGAGCUUUUUCCCGCAGAAGCCCAUGAGGACAGCGAGAUUAUCCAGCCCAGUUAUAAGUAGGAGAAGCAAAGACUGCAAGAUCAUUUUUCAUUGUCACAUGUAUGGAAGUGGCCUGGGAACCCUUGCCUUGAUCCAGGUAUCAGUCUCAAACCAAACAAAGGUUCUUCUUAACCUCACUAAAGAGCAAGGCAAUUUCUGGCAGAGGAAAGAAUUACCACUGUUUGGUGAUGAAGACUUCCAACUCAUAUUUGAAGGCACAGUUGGGAAAGGCUAUCAUGGCAACAUCGCACUUGAUGAUAUUGUGCUCACAAAAAGUUGUCUAUCAUCACACCAUUACAUGGAGGAAUUGGAUGGACCUCUCCAAACAGGUUACUGUCCAUGUGGGUACCAUGCAUGCCAGAAUGGCAAAUGCUAUAAACCAGAACAAAGAUGUAAUUUUAUAAAUGACUGUGGGGAUAAUACAGAUGAAGGUGAUUGUGGUGGCUCCUGUACUUUUGAAAAAGGCUGGUGUGGCUGGCAAAACUCUCUGGCUGAAAACUUUGAUUGGGUCUUGGGGAUUGGCUCUCCUCAAAGCCAGAGGCCCCCCAGAGAUCAUACUCUUGGAAAUGAAAAUGGGCACUUCAUGUAUCUGGAGGCUACCCCAGUGGGGCUUCGGGGUGACAAAGCCCACUUCAAGAGCGCUGUAUGGCAAGAAUCCAAUGCUGCCUGCACCAUGAGCUUCUGGUAUUUCAUUUCUGCAAAAGCCACGGGGUCCAUUCAGAUCCUCAUUAAGACAGAAAAAGGAUUGUUAGAAGUAUGGCAGGAAAGCCACCCUGGUAAUCACUGGCAAAAAGCUUCUAUCCUUCUUGGAAAGUUAAGAAAUUUUGAAGUCAUAUUUCAAGGUGUCAGAACAAGGGAUCUGGGAGGAGGAGCUGCAAUCGAUGACAUUGAAUUUCACAACUGCACAACCAUUGGAGAGGUUUCUGAGAUUUGCUUGGAAGCUACGGAUUUUUUGUGCCAGAACAAGAAGUGUAUUCCAUCCUACCUUGUGUGUGACUAUAAGCCAGACUGCCAGGACAGAUCUGAUGAAGCUCACUGUGGCUAUUAUACAAAUACCACCGGAAGCUGUAAUUUUGAAACACCUUCAGGAAACUGGACCACAGCCUGUAGUCUUACUCAAGGUCCGGAGAAUGACUUGGAUUGGACCAUUGGUAACAGAAUUCCUACCGAAGCAUCAAGUCCAGAUUCUGAUCAUACACCAGGUAGUGGCCAAUAUUUCCUGUAUGUCAAUUCUUCUGGGUCCAGCGAAGAGUCCACUGCAAGAAUCAUGACCACCAAGCACUUCCCAGCAAGCCUUGGGGUGUGUACUGCCCGAUUCUGGUUCUACAAGGUCGAUCCUCAGAGGCUGGGGAUAUUAAAGGUGUACAUCAUUGAGGAAUCAGGACUAAACAUCCUGGUGUGGUCAUUGAUGAGAAAUGAAAGACUGGAAUGGACCUAUGGGCAUGUACAUCUUUCCAGUAACAGUCCAUUUAAGGUGGCAUUUGAAGCUGAUUUGGGUGGCAAUGAUAUCUUUAUUGCUCUCGAUGACAUCUCUUUCACUCCAGAGUGCAUGUCUGGAGGUCCUGUCACAACUCAGCCAUCACUCUGUGAAGCUCAUCAGUUCGCUUGCAUCUACACAGCACAGUGUAUCCCCAGCUCAAGGAAGUGUGAUGGGCUGGAAGAUUGCAUAGACGGAUCUGAUGAAAUGGAUUGCUCUCUGGGCCCUUCCCCUUGGCUCUGUGGUGACAGGGAAUUCCAGUGCUCAGCAAGCCAGUGCAUCCCGUCCCUCCUGCUCUGUGAUGGAGUGGCUGACUGUCACCUUAAUGAAGAUGAAUCCAGCUGCUCCAAUCAGAGUUGCCCAAACGGGGCUCUGGUAUGCCCGUCCUCUAAGAGCUGCAUCCCCACUCACCAGCGCUGUGAUGGCAUCGCAGACUGCAUAGACUCCCAACUCGAUGAGUCCAGCUGCUCAGAGUGCCCGAGAAGUUAUUGCAAAAACGGCGGGACUUGUGUGGUGCAGAAAAACGGUCCUAUGUGUUGGUGUGGGCACGGAUGGACAGGAAAUCGCUGCCACAUCAAGUUGAACCCUCCUACUUCAGAUUUCGUGGAUACUCAUAUUAACAUACGGACUAUUCUGGGUAUAGGCGUGGCCUUCCUGAUGACUCACAUUGCGGUGGCCAUCUUGUGCUUUCUUGCAAACAGAAAGGCACCAGUGAGGAAAACAGAGAGAAGUGGUAACUGUGCCUUUGUCAAUCCUGUUUAUGGGAAUUGGAACAACCCAGAGAAAAUCGAGAAUUCUGUGUACUCCUUCUCAAAUCCAUUUUAUGGAACAACACCUAGAAACUUGGAAAUCAUAUCUCAUCAUCCCAAAUCAUAACAUCAAGUAUAUUCCAGUAUGUGAUCUUUACAGAAAAUUCCAAUCUCCAAGCUGAUCUUGUAGGAUGGUAAAAAUAAAAAGAGAGAUUCAAAAUGUUAGCAUAAUCACAACAUUUAUUAAAAAAAUUC